AUGUCUGAAGAAUCCGACGCCCUGCUUAAUAGAGGCUCCAAGUCGAACGAUAUGGGUGAAAAUAGCCAAGCCAAAUAUAUACCAAGACCAGUAAAUUCAGAUAGAAGUAUUAGUGACAGCAAGGAUGGUAAACUUGGCAUAAUUGAUUCUAAGACAAAAGGAAUAUCUAAUAUAGCAAAGGUUACUGGCAGACAAAUCAGAAAUGGUGCUCAGCGUACAUCUAGAACUGCUCAAAAGCUAAAAUUAUUACCAGAAGAGGCCUUCCAUAGAGAUGAAGAAGUCUCAGAACUCCGAGAUAGGGAUGUUUAUUCUCAAGUGAAUAGAAUAACAGAUAAGAAUGCAAGAAGAGAUGCUGAAAAGCUUGGAAAAGCACACAGACAUUUGCUACCGAGAUGUACCUCAUAUUGUACUGCCAGUAGUUAUAAUAUGAAGGAUUUGAUAAGGUGGUUAAAGGACUCGAAGAAAACGCAUCAUACACAUCCAAAACUAUUUGAUGAAUGUCUAUAUACACCCUUUUUAUACAAUGAUUGGAGGGGCGACAAAAGAUUCGAACAUGAAGACGUGAUAAGACUUGAUGAUGAAGGUGGUGAGAUAAACGUAAGUGAUAAACAUCCUGAUAUAUUCAUCUUUGAGUAUGGUGUUAUUGUCUUGUGGGGCUUUACUGAAAGAGAGGAAAAGGCAUUCUUGAAUGACUUAGAGAAAUUUGAAAAAGAAAAACUGGCCGAAGAAGAUAUCCAAAUUGAAGAGUUCAAUUACUAUGUUACACAAAGUUAUCAGCCUAGAAUUUAUAAUGAUUUCAUUACAUUAAGAGAUGGUUCCAACUAUAUGAUAAAAUUGUCCAUAUCACAUGCAAUCGCCCAAAGUGUUAAAAUAUCUUUGUUUGAAGAAUUAGUAGAUAAUACAAUCGAAGACACACAAGACAUUCCGCAAGAGAUUGCAUCGAGUGGUAAAGUUUCUAUGAGUAAAGAAGAAAUCAUGAAAAGUAUAGGUGAGUUGUUCAUUUUGAGAAUUAAUAUCAACCUACAUGGUUCAGUUUUAGAUUCACCAGAAAUAAUGUGGUCCGAACCUCAGCUUGAACCAAUUUAUCAGGCUACAAGGGGAUAUCUAGAAAUUAAUCAGCGUGUCGCACUCUUAAAUCAGAGAUUGGAAGUCAUUUCUGAUCUGUUACAAAUGUUAAAAGAACAAUUGGGACAUUCUCACGAAGAGUACUUAGAACUUAUUGUGAUUGUGUUGGUGGUUGUGGAAGUUGUUGUAUCACUAGUAAAUAUUGCUGUAGACAUGAUAGCUAACCGAACUUAG
This is a messenger RNA of Nakaseomyces glabratus, 1299 nucleotides long. RefSeq names its product Rmd1p (gene RMD1). The record is from RefSeq and is a predicted model, not a curated record. NCBI's taxonomy places the organism in Eukaryota, Fungi, Ascomycota, Saccharomycetes, Saccharomycetales, Saccharomycetaceae.